GAGGGUGCUUAUUCUUUUAUUUCCAAUUAGGGUUUUUCAGGUGGAAACAUCUGCAAUUUGAUUUUGGUUGCAGAGAACUGCAGAAUCUUUGAAGAAAAAUUAGUUUAGGGAUUAGGGACGGAUGGGGAGCGGAGAUGAUCAGGCGUUUAGGGUGAAUUUUAGCAGCGAAGGAGUGGCAAAGCUUAGGGAGCAAGUGCAGUUGAAGCUCAUGGAGUUCAUGGGAGACUACACUGACGAUACACUAGUGGAAUAUGUCAUGGUUUUGCUCAGAAAUGGUAGGAAUAAGGGAGAAGCCAAGAAUGAAUUGGAUGUAUUCCUCGGCGAUGACAGCAACUCUUUUGUCUCUUGGCUGUGGGAUCAUCUUGGCUCAAAUUUAAAUCUGUAUGUACAACAACAAGAAGCCCCUCCUGACGUAGUGGUCAAAAUAAGACCUUCGAGCGUGGAGCAUGCUGGUAGUAAUGAAAUGCACCACGUGAAGUCUGUAUCUGGCCAAGUGAAGCCUGAUAUGCCUAGAUCCCGCCACAAAAGGGAAUGGAAAGGGCUGCUGAGAGAUACAGAUGAACACCCAGCUGUAGUGGUGAAUACUUCUUACCAUGAGGUGGGAAAUAAGCUUAAACUUGCUUCUGCAGUGCGGUCUGCAUCUCCUGAGCCAGAAGUUCAGAGGAAAAGAAGUCAGCCUGAAGAUGUUCCAACGAAGAAGAGAGAAUCAAUUUCUCAGGCAAACAUUGCUGCUCCACGAAGAUUACUGCAAUUUGCAGUGCGAGAUGCACUAGCUACUUCAAGGCAAUCCAAUCUUGGUUCAGAGCCAUCACUAAAACGCCUUCGUUCCGUGGUUUCAACCCCUAUGGGGGAAUCAUCAAAUGAAGAACAUCAACACAUAAUACGAUCUAUUGCAAGAUUUACAAAUCCCAUGGACACUGCUACUAAGGCUGUUGCUGAAGCAGCCAAAGAUGUGAAAAAAUAUAGAUCCUCAGCUAAUGUGUUCGAUAGGCUUGGUAGUGACCCUGACAUGUCACGCACUAGAGUCCAACAUGAGUUGAUGGAAGAUAUUCCUGAAGAUGAAAAAUAUGUUGAUGUAGCAGAAGUUCCAAUCAUUUGUCAUCAAAGAAGUGAUUUUAAUGAACAAUAUGCUGACCUUAAUGGCAUCAGAGUUGUGGGUCAAGGGGCUAUGGAUAUCUCCCACAACCGCUCAUUUGUUGGAAUUAGCAGUGAAAAUUCGCUGUUGGUUGAACACAUUGUGGGUGACGGCUCUGAUGGAAUAAUGCACAACAAGUCACUGAUGGAUCGAGAUCAGCCUAUUUCCACGCAUUCUGCUUUACGUACUGGGUCUUUGAAUGUGAAUACUUGGAAAUCAGCUAAAUAUCAGGAGGCUAGGAAUGAGAUAAUGGUAGCCAAAUCUAACAUGCCACUGAUGAAAGAGAGUAGCUUUCCUGCAGCUGUUGAUAAUGGAAAUGUCAAGGCCAGUGCAGACACAGAAGCAGCCUCCCAAAAGAUACAACCUGCAAUUCCUGGCUUAUACUCCACUGCUACACACACAGAAGAUUCUGAUUCAAGGACAAUAUUUGUUAAUAAUGUUCACUUUGCUGCUACAAAGGACAGUCUUUCACGGCAUUUCAAUAAGUUUGGGGAGGUGCUUAAAGUAGAUAUUUUAACUGAUGCAGGAACCGGACUAGCUAAAGGGUCUGCUUAUGUAGAGUUCAUGAGAAAGGAAUCGGCGGAGCACGCUUUAUCACUUGAUGGAACCUCAUUCAUGUCGCGUAUCCUCAAGGUUGUGAGAAAGAGCUACGCGCCUCCAGAACCUGCUGGGUCAGCCAUGUCAUCAUGGCCACGGAUUGUGAGAGGGACCCGUUUUACUGCUUCCACUUUUGGCCGGAGCCCUUUCCUUAGCAGGGGUGGAAUGCACAAUGCAUAUCGGGCCCGCCUCACAAUUAAACCGGGUGCAAGGAGCAUGCAAUGGAAACGUGAUGCUCCGGCAGCUCCAAAUCAAACCUCGGGCAAUGCAAUUCCCUCAUUUACUCCUAGAAGUAUGACAUAUGUUCGGACUGAAGUGAAAACAAUUGGAAGUUCUGAUGCUGCUGUGUAGUUAACGACACACCUUAUAAAUGUGGGAAAGGACCGAGACGCUGACUAAACAAUGCUUGGCAAGGUUGAGUAUGUUCUGUACAACGGUCAGUUACAUGGGCAGUCGCAAGAUGGGAGACAAAUAAUAUUGGAAGGGUGAAAGGGAAGACGUAAGAGAUUUUGAGGCUCUUUGAUUGUGAAAAGAACAAGUGGUUGGAAGAAGUCACAGAGGCGCGUUUAUGCCUCUACUGAGUUGUUUUUUAUUAUGUUUUUUGAUGAUCAACUUCCUAUUGUUUUGGGAUAUGUGAAUAGGACAUUCGGAUGGCUUUUUCCGUUGAAUGGAUUUUUGCUUAUUUUUUUGUAAGCUAUUGAAAAACAAAAGCAAGCUAAAAAGGUUAACGUUUUUUAGGUAGCAAGGAGUUGAUCUGUUGAUGCAUGGUUUGUUCGCAAGUGUACCCUUUUAAAAUUUUGUAGGUUUCUAUGUUCAGAGCUUACUAAAAGAG
Messenger RNA from Cuscuta europaea, 2564 nucleotides. The record is from the annotation of a GenBank genome assembly. NCBI's taxonomy places the organism in Eukaryota, Viridiplantae, Streptophyta, Magnoliopsida, Solanales, Convolvulaceae.